AUGGUAAUGAAAUUUAUCACACACUUUCUUGCUCAAAUCGGACCGCAGUCUGAGUAUACUUGGACUCGUCUAAUUUACAGUGCACUUAAGGCUCCUACAUAUCAUUUGUAUUUUGAAUUGCUACUAAUUAUUGGUAUCAUAUGGUUGUUGUUUAAACGCAGUUAUCGUAUUAAUGAUGUAAUCAAUCUAAGUGUGGAGGAGAAAAAUCAACUGAUCAAUGAAUGGAAACCCGAUAGUUUGGUUCCGAAAGAUUGGGAACCAUCAAAAUAUCUAUUAAAACAAUUCCACAGAUGUGCGAAUGGUCCUCUUGGCAAAUAUGUCAAUUUCAAUUUAGAAGUGGAAGAGUUUGGAGCUACUGAAAACAAUGUUAGUAAGAAUCAUCUUAAUUUCGCAACAUUAAAUUUCUUAAACUUUGUUGGGGAUUCGGAUUUGUCUAAUGUCGCUACUGAGCAGCUGAAAAAAUAUGGUGUUGGAUCAUGUGGACCAAGAGGAUUCUAUGGUACUUUUGAUGUUCAUCUUGAAUUGGAAAAUAAGUUGGCUGAAUUCCUCGGUGUUGAAAAAGCAGUAAUUUAUUCUUAUGGAGCAGCUACAUUUUCUAGUGCUAUCCCAUCCUAUUCCAAACGAACUGAUGUAAUAUUUGCGGAUGAAGGUAUCAACCAUGCUACGUAUCUAGGCUUAGUGGCAUCUAGAAGUCAUGUUCGAUUUUUCCGUCAUAAUGAUAUGGAACAUUUGGAACAAUUACUGAUAGCACAGGCAAAAAGAGAUAAAGAAGAUCCUAAGCGUGCAUUACUAACUCGCCGAUUUUUUGUUGUUGAAGGUAUUUAUUUCAAUUCUGGAGAAAUUUGUCCCUUAUCUGAGCUUAUUGCUCUAAAAUAUAAAUACAAAGUUCGCAUUUUGUUAGAUGAGACCAUUUCUUUUGGAGUAUUAGGUAAGACUGGUAGGGGUGUAACGGAAUAUUUUGGUGUUAAUAUAGAAGACAUUGACUUAAUCUCAGGUUCGUUGGAAACUGCUUUAGGGGUAUGUGGAGGAUUUUGUGCUGGAUCGCAGUAUGUUGUUGGUCAUCAAGAACUCUCUGGACAAGCAUAUUGUUUUUCAGCUUCUCUACCACCAAUGUUAGCUAAAGCUGCAUGUACAGCAAUUUCUAAACUGCAAUCGCCUAAGGAAAAUGGUAAACGUAAUCAACGGUUAUUGGAAUUAUCCAGAUUAACUGACAAUUUGUUUCAUUCGAACAGCAAGUUAACCAGUAUUUGGAAACUAUAUGGUCAUCCGGAUAGUCCGUUAAAACACUUAAGAUUCAGAGAAAAUAAUACUUUAGGUAAACUUGAGGCUGUUGUCCAAACUGCUUUUGAUUGGACUGAUGAGCGAAAUUUGAAAGCACCUCCUUUAUUGUUGACAGUAUCAAGAUAUACGUAUAGUAUAAAUUUCCCUGCUCCACCUCCAAGUAUUCGUAUUGCAUUGAAUUGUGAUUUAACUAAUGAAGAAUUGCGUCAUCUAUUCUAUGUUCUUUCUUCAAUAGUUCCUGCAUGA
Schistosoma curassoni is the source of this 1527-nucleotide messenger RNA. The record is from the annotation of a GenBank genome assembly. Lineage: Eukaryota; Metazoa; Platyhelminthes; Trematoda; Strigeidida; Schistosomatidae.